AUGGCUACAAGGACUUUUGUGGUUCUUCUCUCAGAAAAAUUGCGUGAAAGAUUUUCUAAGGGCUUGAAAAUUCUAAGGCUCCAGCGACCAAAAAUGUGGAACGAGAUGAGUCUCUUAACCAAAUCUCUCUCUAUUUCUCUCCUACCCUUUUUUCUCUUUCUCAUCCCAUUGCUUCAAUUCAAAGCCCUUGCCCUUGACACAACAUCAUCCCUUAGUCUUGUUAACAACAUUAAUGUUGCUAGCAACGAGACUGAUUUCCAUGCAUUAUUGGCCUUCAAGUCAAAUAUUCUCCCAAAAUAUCAGCAGGCCUUGAGCUCAUGGAAUGGGUCUCUCCAUUUCUGCCACUGGGAUGGUGUCCAAUGCAGUCGUCGACAUGAACGAGUCACCGCUAUAGACCUAACGUCCAGAGGUCUAGCGGGUUCUCUGUCUCCUUAUAUCAAAAACCUCAGCUUUCUACGGGAGCUUAGCCUCGGAAACAACACUUUUACAGGUGCAAUUCCAACUGAACUCGGUAGUCUUUUCAGGCUGGAGAAAUUGAAUCUGAGCAUUAAUGGUUUCGAAGGCAAAAUUCCAACAAGCCUAUCAUGUUGCUCCAAUCUCAGGUACCUUACUAUAACCCACAAUAAGCUAGUGGGAGAAUUCCCAAAAGAACUGGCUUAUUCAAUGCCGAGACUCCAAUCACUCUACAUUAAUAAGAACAAUUUGACCGGAGGAAUUCCUCCGUCAAUUGGGAAUCUUACUUCAUUGGUAAAAUUUGUGGCCUCUUCCAAUCCUUUUGGAGGAAGUAUUCCAAACGCUUGGGGUCUCUUGACAAAUUUAAGAGUAUUACGGUUGGGUACCACUCAAAUUUCAGGUACCAUCCCUCCUUCCUUAUACAACCUAUCGUCGCUAGUUUGGUUAUCAGUGCUUGAGAAUCAACUUUGGGGUAGUCUACCGCCGACAUUUGGGGUCAUGUUCCCUCAACUUGUGGUCCUUCAGCUAUGGGGCAACCAAUUUAAUGGUUCAAUUCCGCUUUCAAUAUCCAACUCUUCGCAGUUGGUACAGCUAGAAUUGGCCCAAAACAAUUUCAAUGGAAAAGUAAGAAACGAUUUGGGAAGCUUGCAAAAUCUCAUUAAUAUAAAUAUUGGUUAUAACAAUUUUGAAACUAAGGGAUCUGAUGGACUUGCCUUUCUUAGUUCUUUGGCCAAUUGUAGCCACUUGGAAAUAUUACAGUUGCAAAAAGGCCCAUUCCAAGGGGUAUUACCGGACUCUGUGGGCAAUCUAUCAACCUCUAUCUCUUACUUGGCACUAGGUCUAAAUCAAUUGUAUGGAUCUAUUCCUUCAACAAUAGGAAACCUUGUGGGUCUGGAACUCUUAGCUCUAGAAGAUAACCUAUUCACAGGCCCGAUUCCCGGUAGCAUAGGUUAUUUGCGUAAGUUGCAAAUAUUGGACCUUUCAAACAACAAUAUCUCCGGUAAAAUUCCAAACUCGAUUGGGAAUUUGUCAUUGCUGCUUAUUCUUCACUUGCACCUAAAUAGAAUAGAGGGGGCCAUAACCUUGAAUCUUGCCAAAUGUCGGAAUUUGUUAGAGUUGACACUUUCUGAUAAUAACCUUAAUGGGAGCCUACCACGGCAACUUUUGACGGUCACUUCUUUGUCAAUUAGAUUGGAUCUAGCUCGCAACCGUUUGUCUGGAUCAUUGCCACUUGAGGUUGAAAAUCUCAAAAAUUUGGCAGAAAUCGAUAUUUCUGAUAAUGGUUUGUAUGGUGCAAUUCCUGGGACUCUUGGUGGCUGUAGAAGCCUCGAAAACUUGUAUUUGCAGCAAAAUUUCUUUCAAGGAUCUAUUCCUUCCUCAAUGGAAACCUUGAGAGGUAUUCAGAGUUUGGACCUUUCUCAUAACAAUUUAUCUGGUGAAAUUCCGAGAUUUUUAGAGACAUUUGCCCUGAAGAGUCUCAAUUUGUCUUUCAAUAAUUUCGAAGGAGAAUUACCAAUGAAGGGCAUUUUUACAAAUGCAAGUGCAAUAUUAGUUGCCGGAAACUAUAGGCUUUGUGGUGGCAUUCCCGAACUACAACUACCUCGGUGCAACAUGAAAAAAUCAAGAAAUAGGAAGUUUCUUUCGUUGACAUUGGGAAUCACGGUAGCUUCGAUACUCGUCGGUGUAAUCGUAGUGUCUUCUUUCAUCAUAUGUUUGUUCACGAAAAAAAGAAAGAACCCUACAGUUUCAUUGUUGAAAGAUCCAUUCUUGAAAGUCUCUUAUGGAGAACUUCUCAAAGCAACUGAAGGUUUCUCUUCGACGAAUCUACUUGGUUUUGGUAGUUUCGGUCGUGUGUAUAAAGGUGUUGUUGAACAAAACAGGGAGUUAGUUGUUGCGGUCAAAGUACUUGACCUUCAAACUAGUGGCGCUAUCAAGAGUUUCAUGGCAGAGUGCGAAGCCUUAAGGAAUAUUCGACACCGAAACCUCGUUUCAAUCAUAACCUCUUGUUCUAGCAUGGAUUUUCAAGGGAAUGAGUUUAAAGCUCUAGUCUACGAGUUCAUGCCGAAUGGAAGUCUAGAUAAUUGGUUGCAUCCAAUUCUGGGUUCAAAUUGUCAUGCGGGACGUGAGUUCGUGGGUCUCAAUCUGCUGCAAAGAAUAGACAUUGCGAUUGAUGUAGCUUGUGCUCUCGAUUAUCUUCACCAUCAAUGCAGAAGGCCAAUUAUUCACUGCGAUUUAAAGCCGAGUAAUAUCCUUCUUGAUGGUGACAUGGUUGCUCAUGUUGGAGAUUUCGGUCUAGCUAGAUUUCGUGCAGAGUUCACCACUCCAAGUACAAGUAGUUCAACUGCAAUAAGUGGAACCAUUGGAUAUGCAGCUCCGGAGUAUGGACUGGGAAGCGAGAUGUCAACUAGUGGAGAUGUUUAUAGUUACGGGAUCUUGUUGUUAGAGAUGAUAACAAGGAAGAGACCAAUUGACAUAAUGUUUGAAGGAGACCUUAACCUUCAUAACUUUACAAGGAUUGCCUUGCCUCAAUGUGUAAUGGAGAUUGUAGACCCUAUGCUCUUAACCGAGGAGAGAAAUGGCAGCAAAAUGAUGGAGUAUCUUAUCUCCGUUAUAGAAAUAGGACUGGCAUGCUCCACCGAAUCCCCAAAAGACCGAAUGAGCAUCGAUGUUGUACUCCGUGAGCUUCAUCUGGUCAAGAACAAUAUUUUGAAGGCUGACAUGGAUAGCUAGAUAAUGUUGAUAACUCGAGGUGUCUCAGUUCGCGUACGCACACCUUGAUUAAUAUCAGGGGACCAAUCCCACUUCCAUUAGACAAUGUUGGAAGCAAGCAAGAAUCCAAUUACCUUGGCAAUGUCCCCCAUGACGCCACAGAAUGGGUAUAUUAAACAAGACUCAAUUUGAUUAAUGGUGUGGUCACCAAUAAUGCUUUCAUCUUAAAGUUGUAGAAUUAUAUGUUAGGACCACAUAAAAAAUAUUUCGUAAAUUUCAAUAUAUGUCUUCUACUUCUAUUAACUUGUUGGGUUCGCGUCGUUUAUAUUUGCUUUCUUUUUCGAAUUCUAUUUGCGCAUUUACUGUACCUUUUCAAUUUGGACCAGAAGGCAAAUAUAAUAUAUAUACUGUU
Molecule: messenger RNA, 3574 nt
Organism: Rhododendron vialii
Lineage: Eukaryota; Viridiplantae; Streptophyta; Magnoliopsida; Ericales; Ericaceae
Product: receptor kinase-like protein Xa21
Exons: 3
Coding region: 1-3183 (1060 amino acids)
Biological process (GO): protein phosphorylation
Molecular function (GO): ATP binding; protein kinase activity; protein binding
Source: RefSeq, a predicted model, not a curated record